Molecule: messenger RNA, 1522 nt
Organism: Amphibalanus amphitrite
Lineage: Eukaryota; Metazoa; Arthropoda; Thecostraca; Balanomorpha; Balanidae
Exons: 5
Coding region: 463-1143 (226 amino acids)
Molecular function (GO): lysozyme activity
Source: RefSeq, a predicted model, not a curated record
CAAUACUGUAAUCACCCUAGAAUUGAGGUACUCCUUUUUCAAUCGAAAGUAAAAGGCGUAGAUCGAUUUGCAGUACGCAAUUUAAAUAGGAAUUUGUAAUAUCAUGAUUGGUGGUCUCAGCCCUCAGGUAAUUUGAGUGGCCUUAGGUCAGCUCCACAUUGUUGCCAUUGCAGCUCAGUAACGAAGGCCGAUGGAAACAAGCACGGUGACUAUAAAAAACAAGUACUGCUAUCCGAUCCAUCGUAAGCGAUUUCAUGACCCUCAUCGAGAAUCUUAUUUUAGCAUUAUCCCUAUGCCCUAUGUAAUAGUCAUGGAUAUGAUAUCCUUUGGGUUUGGUUGCCUGAAAUAAGCUGUAAGAGCCCUACCAAUAAAUUUCGAAAAGCGACCCCUUACGCUACGCCCUCAGAUCAUCGGUGCCCGCCGCCCAGACGCAGACGGGCCGGACCGAGCGGUCGCCGACCGAUGCUCGCCACGGCUCCGGUUCGCCUCGGUCCAGCGCGGGCGGUGUGGGCGAGGCGGGGCGCUCUCUCACCUGUCGGGCCGGUGCCGGUGGGCUGCCCGGGCGUCCCGCGUCAGUGUGCCGGCGGCCCGCGAGGCGUGAUGACUCCGCUCCGGUCGGCGUCGCUGCUGCUGCUGAUCACUGCAGUCUGGCUGGGCCCGGCCCGAGCCGACCUCGCCGGCACAGGCGGUCUGGGUCCGGACCGCUACUGCCUCUCCUGUCUGUGUACGGCCGCCACCGGCUGUGACGUCAGCACGGGCUGCCUGCCGGACGGCGGCGGCGAUAUCUGCGGCCCGUUCUACAUGUCCGAGCCGUACUGGCGGGACGCCCACCCGCGGCUCUCCGCGCCCUUCUCCGGUCACGGGUUUCGCCAAUGUGCCUCGGACGUCGAGUGUGCCGGCGAGGCGGUCUCUUCAUACAUGCAGCGCUUCAGUCGGGACUGUGACGGAGACGGUCGGGUGACCUGUAAGGACUUUGGUCUGAUGCACUUCAUGGGCUACGCGGCAUGCGGCCGCCCCAGUCAGGUGUCUGCCGGCCUUCAGAGCACCUUCUACAAGGAGUUUAUCGGCUGCGCCACGCGGCUGGCCGGACUACUGGAGAAGGAACAGUACCGCCCACCACCCGGCCACGCCCCCAUGGUGUGACCACGCCCACUUGCCGGCCACGUUCCCAUGGUGUGACCACACGUGGUCCGACCACACGCCCCGCUACCGCUGGGCCUGUGCAGCUGCCGGAGGGAGCCGGCCGCCUUCGACCUGGUCAGGUCAGUCGAGUCAAUGAAACAGCCGCGUCUGGAGGCGCCUAAGUGAGCCUUUGCCGAGACCGCCGAGUUCUGGAUCCUAAGUGAGCAGGGAGAGGGCAGACCAUUCCGCGCUGUGUAUUGGGCUGUUCGCGUUUUUAAAACGCAUUUUUCACAGACUAUUUUUCUUAUAACUUGUAUGCCUACAUGUUUGUACAAAAAAGAUGAGAUAUCAGAUACGAAUGCGACUUAAAAUAUAAUCCUGACGGAUGUAAGAACAGUCA